UUUAUUUCAGUGCACUUACAAGGGUUAAAUGAUACGGUAUGGUACAAAGGAUUCGUUAUACAACCAUUCGAAUGGAACAAUGGUCAACUUGGACAAAGAAUGGGACAAUUAAUGCGCCUUGACGACAAUGGCUCAUGUGCAAGCAGCAAGUUUCAGCUAUCGACUCCAAGAUUCAAAAACUCUGCUACACAUUCUCACGAUGAGAAGAAGAAGCAUAUACGAUUGUGGUGGAAGAUCGAUGAGGACAGUCGGACAGUGCAGUUGUUAUUUGACGAAAAUGCUUUCAUUUUCAGAGCUACCGUAGUGAAACACCAGACGAUGUUCUGGGUGAAAUCCGUGCUAUCGCCACCGAUUCCGCCAUGUCGAGUCUCGAAGAACGGUAUCGAGAACUACGAGAAACCGCUGCCGACUCCACCACCACCAGUGAAGCAGUUCAAAAUGGAUACCAAUAGAGUGUUCGGUGGCGAUCGUGCAGCACUGCCAUCUGUGACACCUGCUCCUGCUCCAGUCCAGGCUCCACCACAACCAGCACCAGCAGCAGUUAUUCCAGUGGUUCGUAGUGGUACCGCUACAACAUUUAAUCGCGGUCGUCCUUCAACUUUCACUCGUAACCGCACAAACCCUCGUAAUCGAACUGGGUUCAAUCGUCGUCCAUUCGGGACGAACAGAACAAGGGGCCGUUUCCCAGCUAGAAGACCUGUCGGAUAG
Cooperia oncophora is the source of this 708-nucleotide messenger RNA. NCBI's taxonomy places the organism in Eukaryota, Metazoa, Nematoda, Chromadorea, Rhabditida, Trichostrongylidae. The record is from the annotation of a GenBank genome assembly.